Gallus gallus (chicken) is the source of this 5337-nucleotide messenger RNA. RefSeq names its product R3H domain containing 1 (gene R3HDM1). The record is from RefSeq and is a predicted model, not a curated record. Gene Ontology annotation, molecular function: nucleic acid binding. The transcript is spliced from 29 exons. NCBI's taxonomy places the organism in Eukaryota, Metazoa, Chordata, Aves, Galliformes, Phasianidae. Bases 698 to 4297 code for a protein of 1199 amino acids.
GGAGGGGCGCGCGGCGCGGCCGUUGAGGCGGUUGGCGGCACCUGCACGGCACGGCCAGGGGCACGCGGGGCGGCACGGGCCGGCGGGCAGCGCCCGGCCCCGCUUCCCUUCCCUAAUAUAGGCAGGGCCGGCACCGAGCGGGGCACGGCGGCCCCGGGGCUGAGCGAUUCGCGGGGCCGCUGGGCAGGGGGUUCGGGUCGGCCGCCGUUACCUGCCGGAGGGCUUCGCUGGGAGAGCCGGCCGCGGCCCUUCGGCGGGCUGCGUGUGCCGGGCUGCUGCGGCCCCGCUGAGCCCCGCGGGGAGCGGCGGUCUGUGAGCGGGGUGUGCGCGUAUCGGCUCCGCUACAGCGCUGGUUGGGGAUGUGCUCGCGCUGUAGUCCUAGCGGAGGGUCGUCCCGUUGUGGUUUUGCUGCAGGACGGUUAAUAUGCACGGAAACGUAUCUAACUGUGCGUUUGAAAGGGAUGUUCUUGCUGAUUCAAGACAACUUCGUUCUGUCCGGGACUUUACACUGGGGAUAAGGACAUGGGACUCCUCCUGCCAGAUUCCAGAUGGUUCAUUGCAACUGACAUCUUCGUUGACAACUGUGAAAAGGAACUUUGGAUUAUUUUAUUUUAUUUUUGUGGGAAACCACAAUCCCCAAACUGUAGGACACAUCAGGUUCCGUGUUUCUUGUAGAAUUUUAAAAUAAACUUUUCUAAUGAGGAUGUCUGAUAUUCUUACUGUAAAAGAUGAAACUGAUGCAAUGAAGGGUUCAGAAGCUGAAUUUAAAGAUACAGACCCAGUUGAAAACCUUAUAAAAUCAGGAAGUCAGGAGCAGAUUCAAGUGGAAAAGGAUGAAAAUUGUCCUGAUAGCAAAAACAAUAUGCCGCGGCCAGUGCAGGCUUUUGGACAGACAGCAAAAAGGUCGAAGUCAAACACAAAGUUAAAGUUAGUUCGGAGCCUUGCUGUAUGUGAAGAAUAUCCACCACCUCCUACAGCUGAAAUAUCACAGGACCUCCAGGAGAAAAUUCAAAUCCAGUUGUCACAGUGUUGUGAAAAAGAAGAAAAGCCUGCAAAAGAUGAAACGGAAAAGGAGAAGUCCAGUGAUAAAUUGCACAGAAAAAUGUUAUCAAGAGAUUCCAGCCAAGAGUACACAGAUUCCACUGGUAUAGAUCUUCAUGAAUUUUUAGUAAAUACGUUAAAAAACAAUCCCAGGGACAGAAUGAUGCUGCUGAAAUUAGAACAGGAAAUUUUAGAUUUCAUUGGUAAUAAUGAAGCUCCAAGAAAAAAGUUUCCCCCAAUGACAUCUUAUCAUAGAAUGCUGUUGCACAGGGUAGCUGCUUACUUUGGAUUAGAGCACAACGUGGACCAGAGUGGGAAGUCAGUCAUAGUAAAUAAAACUAGCAAUACAAGAAUACCUGACCAAAAGUUUUGUGAGCAUAUAAAGGAUGAGAAGAGUGAUGACUUUCAGAAGCGGUACAUCCUUAAAAGAGAUAACUCUAGUUUAGACAAAGAUGACAACCAGAUGAGAAUACGAUUAAAAGAUGACAGAAGAAGUAAAUCCAUAGAAGAACGUGAAGAAGAAUACCAGAGAGCUAGAGAAAGAAUAUUUGCACAAGACUCCCUGUGUUCCCAAGAGAAUUAUUUCACCGAUAAAAGAAUCCAGGAGGAAGAAACUAAUAGUACACAACAAAGACGACAGAUAUUUAGAAUCAAUAAAGAAACAUCCGGGAGAUCAACCAACAGCCAUCAGAGCAGUACUGAGAACGAGCUGAAGUAUUGUGAACCCCGUCCCUGGAGCAGCACUGACUCCGAUAGUUCCAUCCGCAGUCUGAAGCCAGCUGUAACAAAGGCCAGCAGCUUCAGUGGGAUCUCAGUUCUGACAAGAGGAGAUAGCUCUGGAAGCAGCAAAAGCACAGGCAGGCUAUCUGAGACAGGUUCAGAGUCUUCUAGUAGUGUAGGGUCAUCCACGAGUUCUCUUUCUCACACCCAGCAGCCUCUUCCAGUGCCAGCUCUAAGCCAGCCUUCUCAUGGCACGCCUGCCGUCUAUCCAACUGUCAGCACUAGUAACUCUCUUUCCUUUGAUGGUGGCAUAAAUGGGCAAGUGGCACCUACUAGCACUAGCUUCUUUUUGCUUCCCUUGGAAGCGACAGGCAUUCCACCUGGCAGUAUUCUGAUCAACCCUCAAACAGGUCAGCCAUUCCUUAAUCCAGAUGGCGCUCCAGUUGUGUACAAUCCUCCUAUGCCUCAGCAACCUGUUAGGACCCAAGUGCCUGGACCUGCACAACAGCCUCCUCUUCCUCCACCACCUCAGCAGCAGCCAGCAGCUAAUCACAUCCUCUCACAGCCUAUCCGACCUCUACAGCCUUCUUCCCAGCCUGUUCAGUACUCUGCAGUCUCUUAUCCACCCCCGCUCCUGCCAGUCUCCUCUACCCAGCAAUAUUCUGUGCAAGACAACCUAGGAUCACAGUUUAGCCAUAUGAGUCUUGCCCGUCAGCCACCUGCUGAUCCAGCUGAACCUCACGCCACUAUGUUCCAGUCCACUGUUGUCCUGCAGCCCCCGCAGCAGUCUGGUUAUAUCAUUGCAGCCGCUCCGCCUCCACCACCUUCUGGCCAGCCGGUUUCUGCUCCAGGCUACUCUCCAUCCAGCCACCCUGUCAGCCAGCAGGUCCUUCCACAGCAGGGAUAUAUGCAGCAACCUGUGCCACAGAUGCCAGCCUGUUAUUGUACCCCCAAUCAGUAUCCGCACUCCAGUCAACAAUAUCGACCUGUUUCUGUCCAUUACAACACACAGCAAAACCAACCAUUGGCACAGCCUGGACAGCAGACAGGUUUCCAAGUUUUGCCUAACCAGCAGCAAAACUACCAGGGUUUAGUUGGAGUUCAACAGUCUCAGAAUCAAAGUCUAGUCAGUGGCCAACACAACAACGUUGGGAAUCAAAUUCAAGGUGUGAUCGUUCCAUAUCCUUCAGUGCCAUCUUAUCAGGUUUCGGUGCCUCAAGGUUCCCAGGCAGUGCCCCAGCAGACAUUUCAACAGCCUGUAAUAAUUCCUGGUCAGUCAAAUCAAGGAUUGCCCACAACAGGAAUGCCAGUUUACUACAGUGUCAUUCCAUCGGGUCAGCAGAAUAAUUUAAGUUCAUCAGUAGGAUAUUUGCAGCCUCCUGGAUCAGAGCAGAUACAGUUUCCUAGAACAUCAUCACCGUGUAACUCACAGCAGCUUCAAGGACAGCAAUGUGCAGAUCAUGAGAAGAUGCAAAAAACUGUAAACAUCCUGGGCUUGGAUAGAGAGGAGAGAGUUUAUAACAACCAUUCAAGUCAGAAGCCAUCACCUCCUACAUUAUUGUCACCUUCAUCAAAGUCAAAGCCGCAACAGGCUGCUUCCAUUUUGCACUACAGCAUAGUGUCUCCACCCUCAUGUAAAAGUUCACCCACUGGUCUUUCCAUCAUGCAGCCAAUAAAAGCAGUAGCAGCACCACCAGGUGGAGGAGUAGUAAUGAUGCAGCUAAAUAUACCUAACAACCCUCAGCCUCGGAACCAUUCACCUCCACAGUGGAAACAGAAUAAAUAUUACUGUGAUCAUCAAAGGGGGCAGAAGUCCACAGAACUUAGCACUUUAGACAGUGCUGCUCAGUUGCAGCAUAGUCCUCAACUAGGUAGUCCUGUCACCUCGCCAGCCCAAUCACCAGCACCAGCCCAGCUGUCAAACCUCAAGAACAUCCGUCCCACGUUAACACCUCUUUCUAUUGUGCCCCAGUUUUCUAGAACUUUCAUCCCUGGACAAGGAGAUGCCAGAUACCCAUUGCUCGGCCAGCCCCUGCAAUACAAUCCACCAUCUUUAUUACGUGGACAAGUAGCAAGCCAACAGUGUCAGCCUGGAAACAGACAUGGAAACAGGGGAAAGAAACCAGCAAAGAAGGCUGCUUCAGCAGAUCUUGGUGCAGGAGAGCCAGUUGUGGGAAAAGUUCUAGAAAUAACGGAACUGCCAGAAGGUAUCACUCGUAUGGAAGCAGAAAAACUAUUUGGAGAACUUUUAAAAGUGGGUGCCAAGAUCCGGUGGCUGAGGGAUUCACAGUGUCUACAAACACAGCAGCAGCACCACCGGCGUUACUGUGGCAGCGGAGAUAGUAAUGUGAACACUGAGCCAUGCAAAUCUACUGACUUGGCCUCCACUUACACGGUUCUAGCUAUGUUCCCUACAAUGUCGGCUGCUCAGAACGCAUUGAAGAAACAAAGUAGUACCUCAGUUAACAAGUUCAGGCUGAGAACAAGCAAGAAGCACUACGACUUUCAUAUCCUGGAAAGGGCUAGUUCUCAGUAGCAGUUUCAUCGAUGGACACUCAGCCUUUACUACUUCCAUGUCCUCCUCUCCUUGAUCGGCUUAAUGUUGUGGGGUUUCUGUUCUUUUCACAGAGAUUCCUGGGAUGUUUUGUCAUAAGUGACAUUAGCCAUUGAAGAAUAACCCAGUGAUCCAGCACGAUGAAAAAGUUAAUUCCAGACAAGAGCAAGAAAACAUCUUUGAGAAAGGCAGCUUUCUAUACAGAAUGCCACUGAAAUGCCCCCUACUUUUAUAAUAGUUUUGUUUUAUAUUUUUGACUUCUUGUAUCAGAUCCAAAGUUCUAUUGUACAGCAAACGUUCAUAAAAGCCCACAUUCAGAUUUGUACUUUAUAAUCCCUGUUCACUGCCAGCACACAGCUGUCCAUUCCAAAGCAGGAACCUGAGGAUUGGUGUAGGGGAAAAAGAGAACCAUUUUCAAAGAAUUACGCUCAUUUUCUAGUGAACUGCCCAACAUAUUCAGAUGAACCUGUUCCCUGUCCCUUGCAUUUUUUGUUUUUUUAAAGAAAAGAAAUAUAUAAUUUUAGUAACUAGUUAAUUCCUUAGAUGGUUGUUUUCUUUUGAGAUUCAUUCAAGCGAUGUCAAAAGAAAUUACAAGUUCAUUGUACCCUUCGAGGAUUCGCUUUGAUCCAACGAGUUGAAUAAGUAUUUAAAGGGGAAUAUGAAUAGAUUACAAAGAAUGUUCACUGAAUCACAUUUUAAUAUUUCUUUUUAGCAAAAAGGUGAAGAAACUAAAAUGUAUCUUCACAAGUGACAAAAUGUUUGCACUUUAAUUGUGUUCCCACCAGUAUGAAUCUCUUUCUCUUUCUUUUCACGCUAAAAUAAUUGUGUUUGAUAAGAGCUGGAAACCUUUUUAAUGGUUUAAGUUGUCAUCAUUUGCAGAUACUCACUGGACAUCAAAAGACUCAUUGCACAUAAAAAUGAAACAAACAUUUUUUUUCAAUUUGUGUAAUUUGCAAGGCUGUACAAUGUGUGCUGAUGCAAGCCUUUUUCAGUUCAAGAAAAUAAAUGUUUACAAACACAAA